UUGCAUUCAAGAGUUUCGGUCAAAAUUCAUGUAGAAAUUGAUAAAUAUUACUUUUCGCCUCAAAGCAUUGUAAUUUUAGCGGAAUGUUUCUGAAGAAGUGCUGCUUCUUCUUGCCCCUGAACGUAGGUUGCAUGAUCAUUGGAGGGAUCCUCACGGGUUUCCACGUUGGUGAGCUAAUAACGCAUAAUGGUGACUCGGUAUUUAUCAGGAUGACAUCCACUAAAUGGUGGGCUCCCGUUAUAUUGUGUCCAAUCCUGGUGUUUGGAACUCUGAGCUCUAUACUGCUAAUCUAUGCGGCUUCCAAGCGCAAGCGGGGUUAUGUCUUACUGUGGUUGAUCACUUAUGUAUUUAUACUCGGUUUGUAUAUUAUACUGGCCAUUGUCCAGCUGGCAAAAUCUAAACCUGUACCGGUUAUAUUAACCGUUCAGGUUAUCAUUAUAGUCGGUCUUAUAUACUCUCUGCUGAUAGUGUAUGGUUAUUACAAAUAUCUCAGCAGUGUGGAAUCUGAUGAUUCAAUUUGAUAUGCUGACGCAA
Molecule: messenger RNA, 534 nt
Organism: Drosophila suzukii
Lineage: Eukaryota; Metazoa; Arthropoda; Insecta; Diptera; Drosophilidae
Source: RefSeq, a predicted model, not a curated record